CGAACACACCGUACCAUUCAUCCGCAAACCAUCUCCACGCUCAACACAUUACUCCCGCCAUAGAAAUGGCAGCGACCACCGACUUUUGCCGCAUUAAGCUUGUUCUAUCAGAAACCAAUCCCGGCCGCCUCCGCCGUCCCGCUAACUUCACUCGCUCCGGCUAUUUCAGUUUGAAUAUAACGGAAGGCAAACCCCGCCGUACAAAUUACUUAUCCACUGAUAAACUUGGUGGUUUGGGGGUCUGCGGCCAGGCUAAUGAAACCGGUUUUCAGCCCCAACGCGCCGCUCCUUCUUACACCAACAUUGAACUCGCGGCUUGUGCCGGCAAAGACCGCCUCUUGAAGGUGCCAUCGUCAAAUAUAAGGAACUUCUGCAUUAUAGCACAUAUUGAUCAUGGGAAAUCCACACUGGCAGAUAAAUUGCUACAGAUGACUGGCACAGUUGAAAGCAGAGAGAUGAAGGAGCAGUUUCUUGAUAAUAUGGACUUGGAGAGAGAACGAGGCAUCACCAUCAAACUGCAGGCUGCAAGGAUGCGUUUUAUGUAUAGAAAUGAACCAUAUUGCCUGAAUCUCAUUGACACACCUGGUCAUGUUGACUUCUCCUAUGAGGUUUCUCGCUCUCUCGCCGCCUGUGAAGGUGCUCUUCUAGUUGUAGAUGCCUCCCAGAUUGGAUUCCUCAUUUCUACAGUUCGGGACAAUUUAUUGUCUAGUGAUGCUAUACUCAGCCUUUCUGGUUCUUUGUGUUGUGUUCUUCGAGUUUCCACAGGACGACUUGAUCAUAAUCUCCCAUUGGCAUUUGAAAAUUAUUCACUAGCGACUCAUGGUCGUGGGCUCGUGGCAGAUGUGGUGGGUCGUAGUCGCGAAAUAUACUCAUCUAGAGGCCUUUACUCUUGUGUGACUCAUGUAGAGGCCUUUACUCUUCUGUUCAUUGCGGUCGCUCUAAUCGUGUGUUUGAGAAGUGUUGGGCGAAAUUUGGCAAGCCCAGCAAACACUAUAUCCACUAUAUCUGAUGAUCGUGAGCACCUCCGGGUUUUGGAUCUGCAGAACGACGAUUGGUAG
Messenger RNA from Striga asiatica, 1058 nucleotides. The record is from the annotation of a GenBank genome assembly. NCBI's taxonomy places the organism in Eukaryota, Viridiplantae, Streptophyta, Magnoliopsida, Lamiales, Orobanchaceae.